AUGGACCCCCGUGCCUUUGCUCUUUACUUCCAGCUCGUUUAUACCGGUCGCCUUCCAAGCAAACCCAAUGGCUCAUCCGACACUGAUCACGACGAGUACGCCCUCCUGUGCAAACUCCAUAACAUUGCGCACUCGGUCAAAGACACUAAGGCUGCAAACUCCGCUCUGAACGUUAUCUUUGCGAAGUCCGUAGAGAGUGCUAGAAUUCCAUCAAACGAGCACGUAUGGAUCGUCUACGCUGGCACUCCUGGCGCAUGUGGAGCUCGGAGGAUGAUGGUGGACUUCUACACUUAUGAGGCUACCGGAGACUUGAUGAAGGCGCAGGGUGAAGAUUCACACAGAAAAGGGUUUCCGCCAGAGUUUUGGAACGAGCUAGCGAUGAGUUUGGUGGAAAAGAGAGGCGUGCCAGAUCGACGGAUGACUAAAAUGACCGCAGGACAGUAA
Messenger RNA from Alternaria atra, 444 nucleotides. RefSeq lists its product as uncharacterized. NCBI's taxonomy places the organism in Eukaryota, Fungi, Ascomycota, Dothideomycetes, Pleosporales, Pleosporaceae. The coding region runs from base 1 to 444 and encodes 147 amino acids. The record is from RefSeq and is a predicted model, not a curated record. The transcript has a single exon.